This is a messenger RNA of Danaus chrysippus (African queen), 441 nucleotides long. The record is from the annotation of a GenBank genome assembly. Lineage: Eukaryota; Metazoa; Arthropoda; Insecta; Lepidoptera; Nymphalidae.
UUGAUUCACUUCAUCUUUAUUACUAUUACGCGUAUAAGAAAGUUGCGAGGCGGCGUCGCGGCGCACAUAUACGAUUUAACACUAAAUGGCUUGCUCCUGCGCCCACUCUGCAUUAGCCUGAAAGCCUGCGAGGGGGCUUGCGCAUUGGCCAUUAGCAUGAUGGCGUGCUCAUAUCUGAGUGCAUCGGGAGUCAAAGCUCAAUCUUCGACGACCGGGUGUUGGACUCCGCCGUACUGCAUGCCUGAGCCUGAGUCAAGUCGAAUGCUUCCCUUCAACCGACCACCUCUACCACCUUUGGUGGUACCACCUCUUGUGGUACCACCUCUACCACCGUCGCCCUUACCAUCGCUACCACUGAGCGCUGCCAUCUCAGAGCCAGCAUUGGACUUGACCACGUCAAUGAAGUCUCGCGUUCCGUCGUCCGAAGACGACUCCGAGUGA